AUGUCCAGCCUGGUAGGUGGCGGGCUGCCCGCGCCGCAUCCCCAGCGCUGUCCAGCCGCGUGGGGGGGGCUCCGUCCUGCGCAGCAGCCCCAGCGCUGCUCCUGCGCCGGGAUGCCAGGCUGGAGGAAGAACCUUGCCUUGUGCCUGCAGCGGAUGCAGGAUGAAGAUGAUGGCCCUUAUUCAAAGGGAAGUAAAGAUUCAGGUGGCACAGACACAGCCCUGGUCUGCCGAAGGCAAAGUAUUCCAGAGGAGUUCCGAGGGGUCACCAUUGUGGAACUAAUCAAGAAGGAGGGUAGCACGUUAGGGCUAACCAUCUCCGGUGGCACCGACAAAGAUGGAAAGCCCAGAGUCUCCAACUUGAGACCUGGUGGACUAGCAGCCAGAAGUGACCAGUUAAAUGUGGGGGAUUACAUCACGUCCGUGAAUGGGAUUCACCUGACCAAACUGCGCCAUGAUGAGAUCAUCAGCCUGCUGAAGAAUGUAGGGGAACGAGUGGUGCUGGAGGUGGAGUACGAGCUCCCCCCUGCUGCCCCGGAGAACAGCUUAGGAAUUAUCCCAAAGACCAUCGAGGUCUCCUUGUAUAAGGAAGGCAAUAGCUUUGGCUUUGUACUCAGAGGGGGAGCUCAUGAAGACUGGCAUAAAUCCAGACCACUCGUCCUCACCUAUGUGAGGCCUGGGGGCCCAGCGGACAGGGAAGGAUCCCUCAGAAUUGGGGACAGGUUGCUCAGUGUGGAUGGCAUUCCACUUCACAACUUGACCCAUGCAGACGCCCUCAACAUCCUGCGACAAUGCAGCCAGGAAGCCCUCUUCCAGAUUGAAUAUGACGUCUCCAUUAUGGAUACAGUAGCCAACGCCUCAGGUCCUUUAUUAGUGGAAAUAGCCAAGACGCCGGGCUCUACUCUGGGAAUCUCGCUCACCUCUGGCACCCACAGGAACAAACAGGUCAUUGUGAUUGACAAGAUCAAGCCGGCCAGCGUUGUAGACAGGUGCGGGGCUCUGCACAUUGGCGACCACAUCCUGUCCAUUGAUGGCACCAGCACCGAGCACUGCUCUGUGCUGGAGGCAAUGCAGCUGUUAGCCAGCACCACAGAGAAUGUCAAGUUGGAGAUCCUGCCGGCUCACCAGAGCAGGCUCCCCCUGAAGCCUCCUGAUGCAGUGAAGGUGCAGAAGAGUGACCAUCACCACUGUUGGGACCCCUGUGUCAACUACUGCCCCAGCCACCAUCCCAGCCAUUGCAAGACACCAACCUGGAAUCAGCCCUCUAGCCAGGAGUACUGCAAACCCCUGUCUGCUGCCCCUUUCUCCUCACCAAUGAUGAAUGCUCAUGGCUUCUCUUGCCCAAACUCCAGCACGCUACCUCGGAGCACCCAACCCAUGAGCCCCCGGGCAACCAUGAUGAGGAGAAGACAAAGAAAAAAGGAGUACAAAAGUUCAUUGUCCCUUGCCUCCAGCACUGUGGGGCCUGGCGGUCAGAUCGUACACACAGAAACAACAGAAGUGAUCCUUAGAGGAGACCCCCUCAAUGGCUUUGGACUCCAACUCCAGGGUGGAAUCUUUGCCACGGAAACCUUGUCCUCCCCACCUCUCAUUCGCUUCAUCGAGCCCGACAGCCCUGCUGAGAGAUGUGGCCUGCUGCAAGUUGGAGACAGAGUACUGUCCAUCAACAGCAUUGCCACAGAAGACGGGACCAUGGAGGAAGCCAACCAGCUCCUGCGGGAUGCAGCCCUCUCAAACAAAGUCUCCCUUGAGAUUGAGUUUGAUGUAGCAGAGUCAGUAAUCCCAAGCAGUGGCACUUUUCAUGUGAAGCUGCCCAAGAAGAGAGGAGUGGAACUGGGGAUAACCAUCAGUUCUGCAAGCAGGAAGCCUGGAGAGCCCUUGAUUAUAUCUGACAUCAAGAAGGGAAGCGUGGCACACAGGACAGGCACCUUGGAGCCAGGGGACAAGUUACUUGCCAUUGAUAACAUCCGACUGGACAACUGUUCCAUGGAGGAUGCUGUGCAGAUUCUGAGACAGUGUGAGGAUCUGGUAAAACUGAAGAUUAGAAAGGAUGAAGAUAAUUCAGAUGAACAGGAAACAACAGGCGCCAUCAUUUACACAGUGGAGUUGAAGAGGUACGGGGGCCCUCUGGGUAUAACUAUCUCAGGGACCGAGGAGCCUUUCGAUCCAAUUGUCAUCUCAGGAUUGACCAAGCGAGGACUGGCAGAGAGGACUGGAGCCAUCCACGUUGGAGAUCGCAUCUUAGCCAUCAAUAAUGUGAGCCUUAAGGGUAAGCCCCUCAGUGAAGCCAUCCACCUCCUCCAAAUGGCAGGGGAAACAGUCACCCUCAAGAUCAAGAAGCAAAUGGAGCGAGGCUCCUACCCUAAGAAGUCAGGGGGGCUGAAUGAAGCCAGUGACACAGAGGAAGAGCUCAGUGAGUCACAGAAGCCUGGCAAGCUGGCUGAGAUCUACGCCACCACCGUGCCCAGCAUAGAUAGUGCCAUGGAAUCAUGGGAUGGCUCUGGAGCGGAGGGAGGCUACGGGAGUCAAGGCACGUAUGUACCUCCAGCUGCAGGAAUCAGCCUGCACCCCCAGGAAUGGCGAUCCAGUAGGGUGAAGAACAGCCCCCCUCCUGGGGAGCCCAGAAAGACCAGCUACCCCUACUCGGACGGGAGCUUCCCUGAGGAUGAAUGGGACAAGCCUACUAGGUCUCUGACUCUUUGGAAGGACCCAGUGAGUGAAGAUUUUGGCUUCAGCGUCUCAGAUGGCCUGUUGGAGAAGGGUGUCUAUGUCAACAUGAUUCGCCCUGGUGGGCCUGCUGAUCACUGUGGCCUCAAACCGUUUGACCGAGUCCUUCAGGUAAAUCACAUUCGAACUCGAGACUUUGACUGCUGCCUGGCUGUGCCACUCAUCUCUGAAGCUGGAGACAAGCUGGACCUAGUCAUUAGCCGGAACCCCCUGGCAAUUUCCAACAAAACUCAACAGGAGGAGAACAGAGUGAUGCCCGGCUCACCCUCUGUGGGCCUGGAGAUGAGGGACAGCACCCGGAUGCUCUGA
Messenger RNA from Gracilinanus agilis (Agile Gracile Mouse Opossum), 3033 nucleotides. RefSeq names its product glutamate receptor interacting protein 2 (gene GRIP2). Bases 1 to 3033 code for a protein of 1010 amino acids. Gene Ontology annotation, molecular function: protein binding. The transcript is spliced from 22 exons. Gene Ontology annotation, biological process: neurotransmitter receptor transport, endosome to postsynaptic membrane. NCBI's taxonomy places the organism in Eukaryota, Metazoa, Chordata, Mammalia, Didelphimorphia, Didelphidae. The record is from RefSeq and is a predicted model, not a curated record.